AUAACGAAAAGAUCAAAUUUGUCCGUUUUAGAUAAUUCAUAUUUUGCUUUUUGGUUUUUAAACCAAAAAAUUUUACAAAAGUUUCAAGCAAUAUUGUUUUAUUUUUUGAGAUCAGAUCAAUCAAAUUAAAAAAAAAUUGAAACAUUCAUACUAACUGAUUUUUUAAUAGUUUACUCAACACCAAUGUUGAUGGUAGAAUUAAAAUCAUGUACGCCUUAACCACCAUUCGUGGUGUUGGUCGUCGUUACUCCAACUUGGUUUGUAAAAAAGCUGAUAUUGAUUUAUCCAAAAGAGCUGGUGAAUUAACUCAAGAAGAAUUAGAAAGAAUUAUUACUAUUAUGCAAAACCCAACUCAAUAUAAAAUUCCAUCAUGGUUCUUAAAUAGACAACGUGAUUUCACUACCGGCAAAGAUUCUCAUUCCUUAGCUAAUCAAUUGGAAUCAAAAUUACGUGAUGAUUUAGAAAGAUUAAAAAAAAUUAGAGCCCACAGAGGUAUUCGUCACUACUUUGGAUUAAAAGUUAGAGGUCAACAUACUAAAACAACUGGUCGUCGUGGUAAAACCGUCGGUGUCUCCGGUAAAAAGAAAUAAAUUAGUUAGUGUAAUUAUUAAAUUCUAUUUCAAUCUUUACUAUAAUUUUUAUUGUUUUGCUUUUUAAUAAAGUAAUUUCAUUUAACUAAUAUUGUAUUAAA
Molecule: messenger RNA, 691 nt
Organism: Ascoidea rubescens DSM 1968
Lineage: Eukaryota; Fungi; Ascomycota; Saccharomycetes; Ascoideales; Ascoideaceae
Gene: RPS18B
Product: 40S ribosomal protein uS13
Exons: 1
Coding region: 207-590 (127 amino acids)
Biological process (GO): translation
Cellular component (GO): cytosol; ribosome; small ribosomal subunit
Molecular function (GO): structural constituent of ribosome; RNA binding
Source: RefSeq, a predicted model, not a curated record